AGUGUUAAUUUCACAGCGGUGUUGGCCAGUAGCGAGUUCGUUUCCAGACCCAGACCAACCUGUUACCACGUCAAAGUCAAAAACUGCACCAUACGACCAAUUAAAUAAACCAAUCCCAGCUGCGAAUACCGUAAACGCAAAAUCUUCAGCAAUAUCGUUAAAUUGAUCAAACAAUAAAAUGUGUGGAAUAUUCGCUUAUUUGAAUUACCUAACACCAAAGUCACGACAGGAGGUGUUGGAUCUGCUGGUGACAGGAUUGAAGCGACUAGAAUAUCGUGGAUAUGACUCCACGGGCGUAGCUAUAGACUCACUGGACAACAAGGAUAUUAUAAUGGUUAAGCGCACUGGCAAGGUCAAAGUGCUGGAGGAUGCCAUUCAAGAGCACUUUAGCGGGGAUGAUUACAGCGAGCCGGUGCUCAACCACGUGGGCAUCGCACACACUCGCUGGGCCACCCACGGAGUUCCCUGCGAGCGGAACUCUCAUCCACAACGCUCUGACGAUGGCAACAGCUUUGUUGUGGUUCACAAUGGAAUCAUCACCAACUACAAUGACGUGAAGACCUUCCUGGCGAAGAAGGGCUACGAAUUCGAGUCGGACACGGACACAGAAGUGUUUGCCAAGCUGGUGCAUCACCUCUGGAAAAAGCAUCCCAACUACUCGUUCCGCGAACUGGUCGAGCAGGCCAUACAACAAGUGGAGGGCGCAUUUGCCAUUGCUGUCAAGUCGAAGCAUUUCCCCGGCGAGUGUGUUGCCUCGAGACGCAGCUCCCCUCUGCUGGUCGCAAUUAAGACAAGGACCCGUCUGGCUGGUGAUCACAUUCCCAUCCUAUACGGCAAAGAUGACAAGAAGCAGAGCUCCGAUCAAGAUGCCGACUCUGGUAAGGCCGUAGAGUUGCGCCCGCAUGGACAAACUCGUGAAUUACCAGUGUUGCCACGUUCGGAUAGCACCGCGGAGUUCAUGCCGCUCGAGGAGAAGGAGGUGGAAUACUUCUUUGCGUCGGAUGCCUCUGCUGUCAUUGAGCACACUAACCGUGUCAUCUACUUGGAGGACGAUGAUGUGGCUGCUGUGAGAGAUGGCACACUGAGCAUCCAUCGUCUGAAGAAGAGCCUGGACGAUCCGCAUGCCCGUGAGAUUACCACACUGAAAAUGGAAAUACAGCAGAUCAUGAAGGGCAACUACGACUACUUCAUGCAGAAGGAGAUCUUUGAGCAGCCCGAGUCGGUGGUGAACACAAUGCGUGGUCGCGUCCGUUUCGAUGGCACCACCAUCGUGCUGGGCGGCAUUAAGGACUACAUUCCGGAGAUCAAACGUUGUCGCCGCUUAAUGCUGAUCGGAUGCGGAACAUCCUAUCACAGUGCCGUGGCUACACGACAGCUGCUGGAGGAGCUGACCGAGCUGCCCGUUAUGGUCGAACUGGCCUCCGACUUCCUUGACCGCAACACGCCCAUUUUCCGUGACGACGUUUGCUUCUUUAUCUCGCAAUCGGGUGAAACCGCUGACACUCUGAUGGCUUUGCGGUACUGCAAGCAGCGUGGAGCUCUGAUCGUUGGCAUCACCAACACUGUGGGCAGCAGCAUAUGUCGCGAGUCGCACUGCGGCGUGCACAUCAAUGCCGGUCCCGAGAUUGGUGUCGCGUCCACCAAGGCAUAUACAUCGCAGUUCAUAUCGCUGGUCAUGUUUGCGCUGGUCAUGUCGGAGGAUCGUCUGUCGCUGCAGCAGCGUCGCCUGGAGAUUCUGCAGGCACUCUCCAAGCUUGCUGAUCAGAUUCGCGAGGUGCUCAAGCUCGACUCUAAGGUACAGGAGCUUGCUAAGGAUCUCUACCAGCAUAAGUCGCUCCUAAUCAUGGGUCGCGGCUACAAUUUCGCCACUUGUCUAGAGGGUGCUCUGAAAGUAAAGGAACUGACUUAUAUGCACAGUGAGGGCAUAAUGGCUGGUGAACUGAAACACGGUCCGUUGGCUCUCGUGGAUGAUUCGAUGCCUGUGCUGAUGAUUGUUCUGCGUGAUCCAGUUUAUGUCAAGUGCAUGAAUGCACUGCAGCAGGUCACCUCGCGCAAGGGUUGUCCAGUGAUCAUCUGCGAGGAAGGUGAUGAGGAGACAAAGGCCUUCUCUUCGCGCCAUCUUGAAAUUCCCCGCACUGUCGACUGUCUGCAGGGCAUCCUUACCGUUAUACCCAUGCAGCUGCUCUCCUACCACAUUGCUGUACUGCGCGGCUGCGACGUCGACUGUCCGCGAAACUUGGCCAAGUCGGUCACAGUGGAGUAAGCAAUCUUAUCACAGGUCGGGGACUCUCUAAGUACUUACAUAUGGCGCAUCUUAGCGCAUUCCUUCCAUGAUAAUCUCUAUAUACAACCAUACACUCACACAAAUGUGAGUAAUGAAACCUAUUCGCACAUUUAUGUGUACAUAUACAUACACGAUUUGAUUUUACCUUUUAAAUCAUAACAAUGCAAACUACUUGCUAAAAUAAAAUUGAAAUUGUUUUGUUAAAUGCA
Drosophila grimshawi is the source of this 2493-nucleotide messenger RNA. RefSeq names its product glutamine--fructose-6-phosphate aminotransferase [isomerizing] 1. Lineage: Eukaryota; Metazoa; Arthropoda; Insecta; Diptera; Drosophilidae. The record is from RefSeq and is a predicted model, not a curated record. Gene Ontology annotation, molecular function: L-glutamine:D-fructose-6-phosphate transaminase (isomerizing) activity; carbohydrate derivative binding. The coding region runs from base 179 to 2263 and encodes 694 amino acids. The transcript is spliced from 10 exons. Gene Ontology annotation, biological process: UDP-N-acetylglucosamine metabolic process; protein N-linked glycosylation; carbohydrate derivative biosynthetic process.